Aspergillus fijiensis CBS 313.89 is the source of this 1613-nucleotide messenger RNA. Its product is annotated as heme-dependent oxidative N-demethylase family protein. The transcript is spliced from 3 exons. The record is from RefSeq and is a predicted model, not a curated record. Bases 159 to 1214 code for a protein of 351 amino acids. NCBI's taxonomy places the organism in Eukaryota, Fungi, Ascomycota, Eurotiomycetes, Eurotiales, Aspergillaceae.
CAUCGUUAGUGCGGCCCCGGUCUGGUUUGCAUUGCGAAGGCUUCGAUAUAUAAGAGUGGUCAAAGAUUCUUCGCAAGCCGGCCUCUAUCCUCAACCAUCUCCCUUUUUAUGUCAGAGCUUAUCUUACACUUUUCCGUACAAAGUACUCUCAGCGGGCAAUGAAUACCUCUAUAUGCGUCGGAGUCGCGUUUGCGUUUCUUUUCCUUAUCAUUUCGAAGAUCCGAAAGACCCUCUUGUCAAGAUGGGUCUCCACACCAAACAAUGAGGUGAACUGCAGUGACCUCAAGCCAUACCCGGCUCAACCCAUCAAAGGUCGAGAGAGGUACCGAGUGAUGAUGGACGUCCGGAGGUUAGACGUGGCAAACUGGCUCACUGUCGACAACAACUACAUGGAUGAGCAUGUUGUUCGGGGUCAAUUAUUGGAGAAGGAAAAGAGUAAAGUGCUGCAAUGCCUUCCAGAGUCAUACGACGCGUGCAUGGAAGCAUUGGAGGAGGUGGUCGACUUCCUUUGUCAACGGUUCUCGACCGUGUUCGAACGAAAGAAGUCCGGUAACGAGUGGACCAUCCAUAACAAGAUGACGGGUGAGACGUUUGUCGUUGGUGGAGAGAAUAAGAAAAUCGAUCCGCUCGAGGUUGCCGUGAGGUUGACGAUGGAGGAUCUGAGCAUCCUGAUGAAGAACGAAGACGACGAAUACUACCUAGCGGCCAGCGCAAGUCUAUUCCCGGUGGGAUGGACGGUGCAGGAACGUAUCGGGUGGACGAUUUCUAAACUUCACAAUCCUGUGCCUUUGUGGCACCAGCAAGUCGCUAACUCUGUCAGCAAAUUUCUUGCUCGUCUGACUCCAGAGUCCCCGAUGGAAAGAUCUAAUUACUUCGUCGAAGUAAAAAGACCCGACGAAGAACUGUUCGAUAUUCUCUAUCGCCCGACUUCGUUGUCCGAAGACAAUCCAGAUCCAUCCCCGCAGGACAUUGUGAUUCGACGUGAGCGUCAGACAUUCCGUCGAUUACCUCGUACGGGAACGAUUGUGUUUGGUGUCAAGACUUUCUUGACAACAUUGGAGGAACUGCCAAUGCAAGAGCUGCAAAAUCUCGCGAAGGAGAUCAAGAGUUGGCCCGAGUAUGUGGGAGAAUACAAGGGUCGGGAAAUUUGGGGACCAAAAGCACUCGAGUUCUGCGAAAAGAAAACUCGGAUGAUGGAAAAGCAGGAGGUCUAAUGAGAGGAAAGAAGAAAAAGAAGGAACGGAAUGAAGGCAGGCGCGGAAACAGCAUUGGUGGUAUUUUGCCUCUCACGCUUCACGCUUCACGCUUCGUAUCCCUUCGUUGCAUUUGGGCCAGCAAAUCGAUGGAGAGGGCGGCUGUCUGAUUAUUAUUUGCAAAAGUCACUGUCCUUAGCAUUGCAUCUGUACUUUUGAGCCUGUUUUGUUUUUUUUGUCUUGAUAUCCGUUCUUGGGCUGGCUGUCUGUCUAUCUGUCUGUCUAUCUGGUUGGUUGGCUGGUGGUUAUUUGUUCUGUUUUUGGCGGUUCUACUCAUUGGCAUGGUAGAGAUUGGGUGAUUUGUAUGAUUGAUGACGGUUAUAACACUGAACCAUAAUGAGGAUGACGUUUUUCAUGGAC